Geodia barretti is the source of this 1141-nucleotide messenger RNA. Lineage: Eukaryota; Metazoa; Porifera; Demospongiae; Tetractinellida; Geodiidae. The record is from the annotation of a GenBank genome assembly.
GGUGGAUCUGUUCGUGUAGUGGUUGUAUUUCGUGACGUUGGAAAGGGCUAUGUGUGGCGUGUAGCAGUUGGUGCGCCACCACCUUUGCUACGUACUUACAUAUAUGUUGUGUGUGUGUGUUUGCUGAUGAACCAGGUCGCUAGGUACAAUAUGUAGGUAUGCCACGCAGUUUUAAACACUAGCUUUGAUAAUGAAACGUCAGGUGCACGUAGUAGUAGCAUAUCUCUAAAGCAACUGUCAUUGGUAACCAUCUCGUUUCUUCGUAGCGUGCAGUGUGUUAGGUACCGUAUUAUAUUCCAGUUUACACGUCGACGUAGGACAACGUGAAUAUGUACACACAUUAUAGUGGACUUGCGAUAUACGGCCGUGUGCAGGGAGAUCAACUUGUGUCUGUGUGUGCUACUAUCGUCGUCAGUCGUCAGUCAGGCAUGGGGAACAUGCAAGACGAAGCUGGCAGCUAUGAAGGACGAGCACGAGAAAAGAAAGAGGCGCGCCAUUGCGCGAGCAGAGAGGAAGCGGAACAGCUUCGGAAGCGUACGGAGGCCAAUGCGAACAAAUAGAGCAGGACCUGGCCAGCCACGCGAACAAGAUGAAGUUACUGGAGAGCGAUUUGGACCUGGCCGAGGAAAGGGCAACCGACAGUACGGCAAAGCUGAAGGAUGCAGAGACGAGAGUAGAGGAGCUGGAACGAGAGAACAAAGGCCUACGAAAGGAAAUAGAACGGAUUGAAGCCGACUUGGAGCAGGCAGAGGACAACUACGAGAAAGCCAAGAAAGAGCUCGAAACCACUCUCGCGGAAUUGGGAGACUUGUAAUGGGGCAGCCCCUGCAAAAAUAGUUCAUUUGUUUUGCAGUUCAAUCGAGACUCUCACGAAGAGUAAAUUUAAACUUAGUCCACUUGUAGUAGCUACAGUUAGCUAUUUUAUUUUGAUUUAUGUGAUUUUGGCACAGAAUGUGUUGUGUGCUAGUACAUACCUUCCCUGUAAUAAUUUGCAACAUUUGCUGUGAAUUUUUUUCUAGUGGCAUAGGCAAAUUUAUGGAUGUAAUAGAGAUUUAAUUCAUGAUCAACAAUGUUUUGUAGGCUAUUGUUUCACAUUGCCCCCAAAUUUUAACCACAGACAUUCACAGCCAGGUUUCGCUGC